This is a messenger RNA of Suncus etruscus (white-toothed pygmy shrew), 4309 nucleotides long. RefSeq names its product cullin associated and neddylation dissociated 1 (gene CAND1). The transcript is spliced from 15 exons. The coding region runs from base 4 to 3696 and encodes 1230 amino acids. NCBI's taxonomy places the organism in Eukaryota, Metazoa, Chordata, Mammalia, Eulipotyphla, Soricidae. The record is from RefSeq and is a predicted model, not a curated record. Gene Ontology annotation, biological process: protein ubiquitination; SCF complex assembly. Gene Ontology annotation, cellular component: nucleus.
AACAUGGCGAGCGCCUCGUACCACAUCUCCAACCUGCUGGAGAAGAUGACGUCCAGCGACAAGGACUUCAGGUUUAUGGCAACUAAUGAUUUGAUGACAGAGUUGCAGAAAGAUUCCAUCAAAUUGGAUGAUGACAGUGAAAGGAAGGUAGUGAAAAUGAUUUUGAAAUUACUGGAAGAUAAAAAUGGAGAAGUACAAAAUUUAGCUGUCAAAUGCCUUGGCCCUUUAGUGAGUAAAGUGAAAGAAUACCAAGUGGAGACAAUUGUAGACACUCUCUGUACUAACAUGCUUUCUGAUAAAGAACAGCUUCGAGAUAUUUCAAGCAUUGGUCUUAAAACAGUAAUUGGAGAACUUCCUCCAGCUUCCAGUGGUUCUGCAUUAGCUGCUAAUGUAUGUAAGAAGAUUACUGGACGUCUUACCAGUGCAAUAGCAAAGCAGGAAGAUGUCUCUGUUCAGUUAGAAGCAUUAGAUAUAAUGGCUGAUAUGUUGAGCAGGCAAGGAGGACUUCUUGUUAAUUUCCAUCCUUCAAUUCUGACCUGUCUACUCCCCCAAUUGACCAGCCCUAGACUUGCAGUAAGGAAAAGAACCAUUAUUGCUCUUGGCCAUCUGGUUAUGAGCUGUGGAAAUAUAGUUUUUGUAGAUCUUAUUGAACAUUUGUUGUCUGAGUUGUCUAAAAAUGAUUCUAUGUCAACAACAAGAACCUACAUACAAUGCAUUGCUGCUAUUAGUAGACAAGCUGGCCAUAGAAUAGGUGAAUACCUUGAGAAGAUAAUUCCUUUGGUGGUAAAAUUUUGUAAUGUAGAUGACGAUGAAUUAAGAGAAUACUGCAUUCAGGCCUUUGAAUCAUUUGUUAGAAGAUGUCCUAAGGAAGUGUAUCCUCAUGUUUCUACCAUUAUAAAUAUUUGUCUUAAAUAUCUUACCUAUGAUCCAAAUUAUAAUUAUGAUGAUGAAGAUGAAGAUGAAAAUGCUAUGGAUGCAGAUGGUGGAGAUGAUGAUGACCAAGGGAGUGAUGAUGAAUACAGUGAUGAUGAUGACAUGAGUUGGAAAGUGAGACGUGCCGCCGCAAAAUGUUUGGAUGCAGUAGUUAGCACAAGGCAUGAAAUGCUUCCAGAAUUUUACAAGACUGUCUCUCCUGCACUGAUAUCCAGAUUUAAAGAGCGAGAAGAGAAUGUGAAGGCAGAUGUUUUUCAUGCAUACCUUUCUCUUUUGAAGCAAACUCGUCCUGUACAAAGUUGGCUCUGUGACCCUGAUGCAAUGGAACAGGGAGAAACACCUUUAACAAUGCUUCAGAGUCAGGUUCCCAACAUUGUUAAAGCGCUGCACAAACAGAUGAAAGAAAAAAGUGUGAAGACCCGUCAGUGUUGUUUUAACAUGUUAACUGAACUAGUAAAUGUGUUACCUGGGGCCCUGACGCAGCACAUUCCUGUACUUGUACCAGGAAUCAUUUUCUCACUAAAUGAUAAAUCCAGUUCAUCGAAUUUGAAGAUUGAUGCUUUAUCGUGUUUGUAUGUAAUCCUCUGCAACCACUCUCCUCAAGUCUUCCAUCCUCAUGUUCAGGCUUUGGUCCCUCCAGUGGUGGCUUGUGUUGGAGACCCAUUUUACAAGAUCACAUCUGAAGCACUUCUCGUUACUCAACAGCUUGUAAAAGUAAUUCGUCCCUUAGAUCAAUCGUCCUCAUUUGAUGCUACUCCUUACAUCAAAGAUCUAUUUACCUGUACCAUUAAGAGACUAAAAGCAGCUGACAUUGAUCAGGAAGUCAAGGAAAGGGCUAUUUCGUGUAUGGGACAAAUUAUUUGCAACCUUGGAGACAAUCUGGGUUCUGAUUUACCUAAUACUCUUCAGAUUUUCUUGGAAAGGCUAAAGAAUGAAAUUACCCGCCUCACUACAGUAAAGGCAUUGACACUGAUUGCUGGGUCGCCUUUGAAGAUAGAUUUAAGGCCUGUCCUGGGAGAAGGAGUGCCUAUCUUGGCUUCAUUUCUCAGGAAAAACCAGAGAGCUUUGAAACUGGGUACACUUUCUGCCCUAGAUAUUUUAAUUAAAAACUAUAGUGACAGCUUGACAGCUGCCAUGAUUGAUGCAGUUCUAGAUGAGCUCCCUCCCCUUAUCAGCGAAAGUGAUAUGCAUGUUUCACAGAUGGCCAUCAGUUUUCUUACCACACUGGCAAAGGUUUAUCCCUCUUCCCUUUCAAAGAUAAGUGGAUCUAUUCUCAAUGAACUUAUUGGACUAGUGAGAUCACCCUUAUUGCAGGGUGGAGCUCUUAGUGCCAUGCUAGACUUUUUCCAGGCUCUGGUUGUCACUGGAACAAAUAAUCUAGGAUACAUGGAUUUAUUGCGUAUGCUGACAGGUCCUGUAUAUUCUCAAAGUACAGCUCUGACUCACAAGCAGUCUUACUAUUCCAUUGCCAAAUGUGUAGCUGCCCUAACUCGAGCUUGCCCAAAAGAAGGACCAGCGGUAGUAGGUCAGUUUAUCCAAGAUGUCAAGAACUCAAGAUCUACAGAUUCCAUUCGUCUCUUAGCUCUACUUUCUCUUGGAGAAGUAGGGCAUCAUAUUGACUUAAGUGGGCAGCUGGAACUAAAAUCUGUAAUACUAGAAGCCUUCUCAUCUCCUAGUGAGGAAGUCAAAUCAGCUGCAUCCUAUGCAUUAGGUAGCAUUAGUGUGGGCAACCUACCUGAAUAUUUGCCAUUUGUCUUGCAAGAAAUAACCAGUCAACCGAAAAGGCAGUAUCUUCUGCUUCAUUCUUUGAAGGAAAUUAUUAGCUCUGCAUCAGUGGUAGGCCUUAAACCAUACGUUGAAAACAUCUGGGCCUUGUUACUGAAGCACUGUGAGUGUGCAGAAGAAGGAACUAGAAAUGUUGUUGCUGAAUGUCUAGGCAAACUCACUCUAAUUGAUCCAGAAACUCUUCUUCCACGGCUUAAGGGGUAUUUGAUAUCAGGUUCAUCAUAUGCCCGGAGCUCAGUGGUUACAGCUGUGAAGUUCACUAUAUCUGAUCAUCCACAACCUAUUGAUCCACUACUAAAAAAUUGCAUAGGUGAUUUCCUAAAAACAUUGGAAGACCCAGAUUUGAAUGUACGAAGAGUAGCAUUGGUCACAUUCAACUCGGCAGCACAUAAUAAACCAUCAUUAAUAAGGGAUCUUCUAGAUACUGUUCUUCCACAUCUUUACAAUGAAACAAAAGUUAGAAAGGAGCUCAUAAGAGAGGUAGAAAUGGGUCCGUUUAAGCAUACAGUUGAUGAUGGCCUGGAUAUUAGAAAGGCAGCUUUUGAGUGCAUGUACACACUUCUAGACAGUUGUCUUGAUAGACUAGAUAUCUUUGAAUUUUUAAAUCAUGUUGAAGAUGGCUUAAAGGAUCAUUAUGAUAUUAAGAUGCUAACGUUUUUAAUGUUGGUACGACUAUCUACCCUUUGUCCCAGUGCAGUACUGCAGAGGUUGGACCGGCUUGUUGAGCCAUUACGUGCCACAUGUACAACUAAGGUAAAGGCAAACUCGGUAAAACAGGAAUUUGAAAAGCAAGAUGAACUAAAGCGAUCUGCCAUGAGAGCAGUAGCAGCACUGCUAACCAUUCCAGAAGCAGAGAAGAGUCCACUGAUGAGUGAAUUCCAGUCACAGAUCAGUUCUAACCCUGAACUAGCAGCCAUCUUUGAGAGUAUCCAAAAAGAUUCAUCAUCCGCUAACUUGGAAUCAAUGGACACUAGUUAGAUGUUUAUUCAACUUGGGGACCAUUACUUUGACCAUACAAUGCACUGAAUUGACAGGUUAAUCAUAAGACAUGGAAAGAGAAGUGUUUAAAAGCUUCAAAAUGUUCCAAUUUUUUUUCCUUCAUGGAGACGGUUUGGCUUCAUCCAUUGUUUUUGUAGCAUUUAUUUCAGAAACAUGUAUUUCCAUAAUCCAGAGGUUGUAAAACCACUAAUCUUUUAGUGGUUAGGGCAACAUUGAAACAGAAACUAAAAAUUAGGCUUUAUGGAGAAUGGAAAUAGGGUCCAGUAUCUAUUUGCCCUGUAAUGUUUAGGAUUAAAAUGUUAAAAUUUUGUGACCAUGAAUUUUUUUCUUUUAUAAAUUUUCUCUUAUUUGAAAAUCAAAAAUUCUGCAAGACAAAACCAUGUUUCCUUUUCUUGUAUAACUUGUUUCAGCAACAUAAAUUGAUUUUUAGCUGGGAGACUAUCUGUGUAAGAUUUGUUACAUUUCAGAGGGUUUGGCAGUUAAAAAAAUAUAUAAUAAGGUAUCAUCUUUAAGUAUGGGGAUUGAUGAUAUCCUUGUUGCACACACUAAUUUUGCAUGAACAAGUUUACAAAUAUAUAUUGUCUGUAAAGCA